Paramuricea clavata is the source of this 2053-nucleotide messenger RNA. Lineage: Eukaryota; Metazoa; Cnidaria; Anthozoa; Malacalcyonacea; Plexauridae. The record is from the annotation of a GenBank genome assembly.
UCCAUUGCAUAUAUAGGUCGACGAAAAGACUGUUUCCACUCUGCCAUCAAACUUUUUCGUCAACAAUCUCCUAGCAACCAUGGCACUGACGAAUGACCAGCCCUCUGCGAAGAAGAUUCUUUGCGAAAACUGUGACAGUGAAGAUGCUGCUCAAAAUCGAUGUAAUGAAUGUGGAAUGUUUCUGUGUCACUUUUGUACCGAGUCGCAUAAACGAACUCGGUCAACAAAACAUCACGAGCUGGUGAGCGUGGAGGAAUUGAAAUCCAACCCAGACCCCCAGAACAUUGCUGAGAAGAUACGAUGUCGCAAGCACAAGCAAAAAGUCAUCAAGUUGUUUUGUAAAACAUGUCAAACUACCAUUUGUAGAGAUUGCGCCAUCGUUGAUCAUCGGCAGCAUGAAUAUGGGUUUGUUGAAGAAGUCGCUGUCGAAGAAAAACGUCAUUUGCAAAGCAAUCUUAACGAAAUAAAGCAAAGAAAAGGCAGAGUGGUAGAGGCAAUCGUAAACCUGAAGAAAUUUAAUGUAAGUCUGGAGGCUAAGAAGACGUCGACAGUCUCCGAAAUCAGUCGGCACUUUGAUCAACUUGUGAAAGCCGUGGAAUCUCGGAAAAGAGAAAUGAUCGAAAAAGCGACUUCAAUCACGAAUUCUAAACAAAAACAGAUUCACGCGCAGUUAGAGGUCUUAGAAGUGGCUUUAGCAAGUUGUGAAAGCAGCAUCAAGUUUACAGAGCAAGCGUUCAAGAAUGGCAACGAUGUUCAAAUAUUGAGCAUGGAGAAGUACAUUUUGCAGUCUUUGGAGCAGGUGAAAGCAGUUAAAGAUCAAACGAAGCCUUGUGUCACUGAAGACAUGGUAUUCAUCAUUCCUUCUUCGGCGCAAGAAAAAAAGAAAGAGUUGUUGAUUGACUAUUACGUAGAUGACGCUGUCGCAAACCCUGAAAGUUGCACGGCUUCCUUUAAAGAAACUGAAGCAACAUUCAAUGCUGGAAAACAGUACUCCAUAACAUUAAUCUGUCACGACAAAAAUAACCGAAGAUUAAGAUACGGAGGUCUGGACAUCAAACCGUCGUUCACUGGAAUGGAGGUCAGUGAUGUUGCCUUUACUGAUAAUAAAGAUGGCUCCUACACUAUCAGUUUUUCUCUUCGUCAGGGGGGCAUGUUGAAGUUCGAGGUAUCCAUCAAUGGAACGCCUGCUCCAAAUUGUUCUUUGACAAAACAAGUGAAGUGGGUUAUAAGUGAUGCUCAUGGUAGAGGUGCUAUCACCAAUGGUGGACGUACAAUGAAUGGUGAUGGUGGUGGUUACUGUUGCAGUGUCGGUGGAUGUUACUUUGAUUCUGGAGUUCACACGUGGGGAGUUCGAUUGCGUCAUAAUGGAAACAGUUCCUAUUCCUGCAGUGUUGAAGUUGGAAUCAUUGACUAUGACGAAAUUAAUGCAGAUAUUGCUCAAAGCGAAAAGAAGUGUGUUCAUAAGCAUUCUGUCAAAACUGGCUUCGCUGAUAAUAUUUCCUUAACUCUAGACAUGGAAAAAAGAACAUUGAACGUCAAGAUUAGCUCGGAUUGUUAUGGAUAUAGUACUAAAAACUAUCAGUUCACUGCACGUCGUGUUUCACCUUUCUUUGCGUGCUGCUCACCUUACCUGAGUAUUAAUUUAGUGAAAUGAAAACAUAUAACUGUCGGUGAAAUUCAUUGCAUUCAGUAGUGAACGGAAAAAGCUGCAGGAAAAUUCCAACUAAAACUUAAGUUUCUUAAAUUAUCGUUUCAACUGUUGCUAAAAUAUGUGCAUUUCAGCAAUUGAAAUUUUUGUAGAAUUUUUCAGCAUUUCAGAUUUUGUAGAAUUGGAUAUUGAUAUUAUGUGUAGAAUUCGAGUUAUAAUUAAAUAGAUAUAAUUUUGGAGACAAUAUUUUCUGGCACGCUGAUUGCGUUGAAGGAAUUGCUGCAUAGAAUUAUAGAAAGAUUGUUCGGUGGUGUUCUACCUUUAUUUUGUACGCAAGUACAUUGCACAUUUCCCCGUUUCUGAACUUUCUUGCGUUUUAGAUAAACUGUGAUUGGCACUACAGAG